Acanthosepion pharaonis is the source of this 477-nucleotide messenger RNA. NCBI's taxonomy places the organism in Eukaryota, Metazoa, Mollusca, Cephalopoda, Sepiida, Sepiidae. The record is from the annotation of a GenBank genome assembly.
AUGUUAAGUUCCUGCCUCCUCUCAUCCCCCGCCCCGUCUCCAUAUGUCCGAGCCAGCCUUCUCUCAGCGGAAGUUGACACGAGUUCCCUGCCCCUUGCAGCUAAAAAUAAAGCCUCUUACCGGGUUCGUCAGGUGCAAUUCUCAGUCGUGCUUCUGUUUAUAUCCUAUCUAUCUAUCUAUCUAUCUAUCUAUCUAUCUAUCUAUCUAUCUAUCUCCCUAAGUCUGUUUAAAUCUAUAUCAGACUGUUCAUAUCUAUCUAUCUAUCUAUCUAUCUAUCUAUCUAUCUAUCUAUCUAAUCUGUUUAAAUCUAUAUCAGUCUGUUCAUAUCUAUCUACCUAUCUAUCUAUCUAUCUAAGUCUGUUUAAAUCUAUAUCAGUCUGUUCAUAUCUAUCUAUCUAUCUGUUUGUGUUCAUAUCUAUCUAUCUAUCUAUCUAUCUAUCUAUCUAUCUGUCAUAUUUUUCACCUCCACGGGAUUGA